GGGGUGGGCGACCGCUACUGCGCAGGCGUCCCAGGAAGCGCGCGGCCGAGCCGCGCUCCGCCGGCGUCCGCUUCGCCCGCAAGUAGCCCGGAGCGCGCGGUUCCGCUAGCGCCGAGUUCCGCGCUCAGGACCGAGGUGGCGGCGGCUGCGGGAGCCCUGGCUGCUGUGUUCAACUUGUUCGUUAUGAAGUUAUUAGUAAUACUUUUAUUUCUGGGACUUGUCGCUGACUGUAGAGGUAACUCUUCCUAUAGCUUGACACCGCAGUUACUUCUGGUAUCCUUUGAUGGCUUUAGAGCUGACUACCUGAAGGACUAUGACCUUCCUCACCUCCAGAACUUCAUCAAAGAAGGUGUCUUGGUGGAACAUGUCACAAACGUUUUUAUCACAAAAACAUUUCCAAACCAUUACAGCAUCGUGACAGGCUUAUACGAGGAAAGCCAUGGCAUUGUGGCCAACACCAUGUAUGAUGGUGUCACAAAGAAACAUUUUUCUGAGUCUAAUGAUAAGGAUCCAUUUUGGUGGGAUGGGGCAGUGCCAAUUUGGGUGACCAAUCAGCUUCAAGAAAACAGAUCGAGUGCUGCUGCCAUGUGGCCCGGAACUGAUGUGCCCAUCCACAAUACUACACCUUCCUAUUUUAUGAGCUAUAGCAGUUCAGUGCCCUUUGAGGAGAGACUCAAUAAUGUCACCUCAUGGCUCAGUAGUUCCAACCCACCCGUCACCUUCGCCACGCUCUACUGGGAAGAACCAGAUGCAAGUGGCCACAAAUACGGGCCUGAAGAUAAAGAAAACAUGAGCAGGGUAUUGAAAGAAAUAGAUGGCCUUAUUGGUGAUCUUGUACAAAAACUCAAGGAGUUAGGACUGUGGGAAAACCUUAAUGUGAUCAUCACAAGUGAUCACGGGAUGACUCAGUGCUCUGAGAACAGACUGAUACAUCUGGACGCCUGCAUCGACCCCUCAAACUACAGUCUUAUAGACUUGACCCCUGUGGCUGCGAUUCUUCCCAAAAGAAAUGUAACAGAGGUUUAUAACAAACUGAAACACUGUAGCCCUCACAUGAAUGUUUAUCUCAAAGAAGAUAUUCCUGCCAGAUUCCACUACCAACAUAGUGAUCGAAUUCAGCCUAUUAUUUUGGUUGCUGAUGAAGGCUGGACAAUUGUACUAAAUAAGUCAUCAUUAAAGUUAGGUGACCAUGGCUACGACAAUUCUUUGCCUACCAUGCAUCCAUUCCUUGCUGCCCACGGUCCUGCUUUUAGAAAAGGUUACAGGCAGAGCACUGUUAACACCGUGGAUAUUUACCCGAUGAUGUGCCACAUCCUGGGACUAGAACCACAUCCUAAUAACGGAACGUUCAGCCACACCAAGUGCUUGUUAGUGGACCAGUGGUGCAUUAACCUCCCAGAAAUCAUUGGGAUUGUCAUCAGUGUGCUAUUGGUAUUAACCAUGCUAACAGGCCUUAUAAUAUUCAUGCAGAGCAGAACGUCCACUACCCGUCCGUUCUCACGCCUUCAGCUGCAGGAAGAUGACGAUGAUCCUUUAAUUGCAUAACCCAAGGUGUCUUAUUAGUUUCAAAUCUAAGGAACCAUGCAAGGACUGGUAUUACAGCAUAAAGAGAUAUGUGUCAAAAGACAAGACAAACAUGUUAAAGCCACUCUGGUUUUUCUUGUGUCUUGUUUUGGAUAUAAAUGUCUUGUCGCCUGAUAUAAAUGACCGUGACCGUGGUAAAGUUGCUGGUGGAUCAGUGUAGACCACCUGUUUCACUAACACCAGCCUUUGAGAAAAAUAGUAGAGUUUCUUUCCUUUUCAAUAAAAAUCUAACUUUCAGGGAAAAUACACCAUAAUUUAAUAGGCAUGCUUUUCUAACAAAUUUUUGUAAGUGAUGGAAAUAUUUAUGUAAUUUGUGGAUUCUGCGUAUCCUGGAGAAAAUGUUGCCUGUAUUUUUAUAUUUGCCAUUAAGUAGUGUAUGACCUGAGAAAACCCUUGAAGUAGGGAAUUCUGGGAUGGUUAAUAAGUGAUCAGCACAUAGUGGAGCUGUAGCAUACAAAGAAAUCACUUUAAGUAAAGCUGCUAAAAACAAAUGAAAACCAACUAAGACUAUGAAAUAUAAAGUCUGAGCUUGUUAAAGCCCUGAGCUGUUGGUGCAUCACAAGUUGUCUUUGGAGCUGGGCGUGGUUGUAAGUGCCUGUAGGUGGGAUAGUUGGGGGCGGGUGGAUAAGGCAGAGGACCUUGAGAUUGAGUCCAGUCCAGCCUGGGUUGUGCACCUAGACCUUGUGGUUUUAGCUACUUUUUUGAUACUAUUGUUAAUAAGAAAUUUCAAAGAAAAUAGAGAAAAAUUGUUUUUCCCCAUUUGUGUUUAAUGUCUUUGGGUAAGGUGUGUAUGCGAGUGUGUUUGUAUAUGAAUGUCUUGUGACUUACAAAGGGGACUGGACUAUGUGCCAGAGCAGAGCUGUCAGGAAAGGUCACUUCUUGCACACCUUAGUUGUAUAUUAUCAUCAACUCACAAGUUGAUAUUACAGUUAAAAACUCCUGUUACAGUUUUCAGUUUUCAUGUUUAUUGGAAAUGUUCAGAUGCCAUAGAAAAACACAAGGCUGUAAGGUCAGGAUUUUUAUAUUUACCUUUGAGACUUUAAAGUGCCUUCCAUAUAGCAGAGUGGUAAGAAGUGUAAAGUGGAGUUUGGGGUCUUCUGCUUCUUCACCGUGGUCACGUGGGUGCUCAUGUGCUAAGGGGCAGAGCAGCCCGGCCCUACGCUGCUCACUUCCUCACUGGACUCUUCUUAACCCUUCGCUGAGAACCUCAGGUCUGUUGAGAAGCACUGCCAUCGCUGCCUAGCUGCUCGGUUCCUCAGCACCAGAAUUAUUAGAACAAACAGCCCAUGUGAUGUCUGUUAGAGAAAAGACCAGUGGCUCACUGAUGAGAGUGAUCUUUAAGUUUUGACAACAUGAAGCAAGCUUGAUGAUGUCAAGCAUUUGAGACAGUGACACCUCUCGGUCAUCUCAGAGACACUGCAUUGUCUUGGCUCACUGCUACUUUGUUUUGUUUUUUUGCUUUUUUCGAGACAGGGUUUCUCUGUGGUUUCGGAGCCUGUCCUGGAACUUCACUGCUACUUUCUUGAUACCUGUUAUCUGGCUCCCAGUAUUGGGGUUUUGAGAGGCAUUUCUGUACUCCAUACAUAAUCUAUGCUGUUGAUCAUAAAGAUGGGUGUUUUGUAAACAGAAUAGGACUGAUUUUGUUCAUAAAUGUUCUGACUUGUUACAUGUACCAUCAAUACUAAAGGAUAAAGAGUUUAUCAAAUAAAAUAGUAGAGAAAUUUCUGCAUACAUUUUAGCUGUCUGCCAGUAGAGUAUUUAACAGGAGUUGAAGAUAGCUUAGUCCUACAGUGCUGUGGGUCCCAGUGACUCUGCUGGCUCAGUUGGGGCUUAUACAGUGCCCACCCAGCCUCUGAGUGAGUUUUUAGAAAGGAUGGGAUAAGAAGGGAGUCCUGUUGGUGUCUUAGUUUGUCUUUUAUUCUCAGAAUACUAGAACUAUGUAAUGUUUUAUAAAGUGCUUAUUCAGGAAAUAAGAAUAGUAUUUAUUUAAGUAGAUUAUCAUAUUGAACUUUGUGCUAAUUCAUUUGUGUCUUUGAAACAGUGUAUUGCUGUUAAAGCCCUUGAGAGUCUAGUUUUGCUCUGAGAAAAUCUUGUAGUGAAGCUAGCCUUUGACAUGGAGGUUUGCGUGUGUAUGCUGUCAAUGAUUAACUAAAUUCUGCUCUGCUUUCUGCUCAGGAGAAAGUAUUGACUUCAGGAAAUACUUAGCUCUUGAUGACAGUACCCAAAGGUAGUAGGAAGGUGUUGGUGUGUUUUUGUUAAUUUCAUGAGUCAGCUCCGUACCUUGACUUUCUAGUAGCUUGACUUUCUAGUAGCGGGGCAAUCAUGUUGAUGUUAUCCAGCUGUUAUACAGACUCCUCCAUAAGAGCAGAGGGGUGUGAGAAGGGCUUCCUAGCAGUGCUGUCCAGUAGGUGACUUUAAGAAUCCACGGGUCAAGUCUUGGAAUAUUAAAGGAUCAAAUGCCUUUGCACUGAAAUUGGGGUGUUUCCUUUCUGUGCCCAACUUGUAAGCUUUAAGGAUGUUUGGCUUUAAUUCCUCCUAUGUAGAGUGGUUUAUUUCAUUGUUAAUUUGUACAGUUACAAAUGAAGAACAAAAGCUAGGUGUGCACUGGGUAUUUAUGGUCAGUUCUCGAACAACAUGUGAAAACAGUGAGUGCUUUGGGGAGACAUGCAGUGCCUUAAGUUAAAGGAGAUACAUUUUGACUAUAUUGUUUGAACUUGAAGCUAAUGACUUUGCUCAUGAUAAAUUUUAUGUGAAUAAAGUCUACCCAGACA
Molecule: messenger RNA, 4355 nt
Organism: Chionomys nivalis (European snow vole)
Lineage: Eukaryota; Metazoa; Chordata; Mammalia; Rodentia; Cricetidae
Gene: Enpp4
Product: ectonucleotide pyrophosphatase/phosphodiesterase 4
Exons: 4
Coding region: 184-1545 (453 amino acids)
Source: RefSeq, a predicted model, not a curated record